AUGGGACCUUCACUGCGCUCCUUCCAAAUCCAAAAAGACGCCCAAGGCAACGAAAUCCAAGUCCACAUCAGCGAAACCCCCGGUCUCAAAGCGGAAAAUCUGGGCUUGGCGACUUGGGGGAGUAGUUAUAUCCUCGCGAAUCAACUAUAUCGAUGGAAGGAGGAUGCUCUGAAGGCCAAUGAACGGACGAUCACGACCCAGAAUCAUCCGAAUGGAAAUGGCGCUGGUGAGGCUGAGAGGAUCCCUGUCCUCGAACUCGGCGCUGGCACCUCGCUCGUGGGGAUCUCAGCAGCAGCGGUUUGGGGCUUGCCGGUGAUAGUGACGGACCUGGAGCCUUUGAUGGCGGGGCUGGAGCAGAAUAUCGCUGUCAACCGGGAGUUGCUCCAGCAAGUCGGGGCGGAGGUACGUUGCGGAACUCUAGACUGGACGCACCCCUCCCGCCUGCAACUCCACAACUUCACCUCCCUCAUCGACACCUCCCGCGCCAAAGCCUCCAUCCUCCUCGCAGCCGACACCGUCUACGCCGAAGACCACCCGACCCUCCUGCGGGACGCGAUCCGGACGUGUCUGGCGCGGACCCCCGAGGCGAGGGUCGUGUUGUGUUAUGUGCUAAGGCAUAGUUAUAUUGAGAUUAUUAGGGAGUUGUGGGGGGUUUUGGAGGGGGAGGUGGGCUUGGUUUGUGUGGAGGAGGGGAGGGUGGAUGCGGAGCCGGAGAGGUGGGAUGAUGUGGCGCCUUUUGAGUGGUGUGUUUGGCGGUGGAGGGAUUUGGGGGAGGGGGAAGGGGUGGAGGGUUGA
This is a messenger RNA of Zasmidium cellare ATCC 36951, 795 nucleotides long. RefSeq lists its product as uncharacterized. The transcript has a single exon. The coding region runs from base 1 to 795 and encodes 264 amino acids. The record is from RefSeq and is a predicted model, not a curated record. Lineage: Eukaryota; Fungi; Ascomycota; Dothideomycetes; Mycosphaerellales; Mycosphaerellaceae.